Messenger RNA from Drosophila rhopaloa, 1814 nucleotides. Its product is annotated as protein disulfide-isomerase A3. Gene Ontology annotation, biological process: response to endoplasmic reticulum stress; protein folding. The record is from RefSeq and is a predicted model, not a curated record. Gene Ontology annotation, cellular component: endoplasmic reticulum. Gene Ontology annotation, molecular function: protein disulfide isomerase activity. Lineage: Eukaryota; Metazoa; Arthropoda; Insecta; Diptera; Drosophilidae. The transcript has 4 exons. Bases 168 to 1634 code for a protein of 488 amino acids.
AGAAUAAGAAGCGACGUGGCGAAAGAGGCAAUAAGCAAAUUCAAUCGUUGAAAAAAAUUGAACCGGUCCGGUCCUAAGUUUUUGUUGUAGUAGGCGGUUUGACGGCCGACUUAAACUUGAAUUAUAUUUGCCGAGAAAUAUCUUUUUAAAUAAUACCCUCAAGCACAAUGUGGCGUCUGGCUGGAGUGCUCCUCCUCGGCUUCAUAGCCAUUUCAUCCGGAUCGGAGCAAGAUGUUUUGGAUCUGGGAGACGACGACUUCGUCACCACCCUAAAACAACACGAAACUACGCUGGUCAUGUUCUACGCUCCAUGGUGCGGCCACUGCAAGCGAUUGAAGCCCGAAUACGCCAAGGCGGCAGAGCUCGUCAAGGACGACGAUCCGCCAAUCAAACUAGCCAAGGUUGACUGCACGGAAGCUGGCAAGGAGAUCUGCAGCAAGUACUCCGUCAGCGGCUAUCCCACGCUGAAGAUCUUCCGCCAGGAUGAGGUGUCGCAGGAUUACAAUGGACCGCGUGAGGCCAGUGGCAUUGCCAAGUACAUGCGCGCUCAGGUGGGACCCGCCUCCAAGAACGUGCGCACCGUUGCCGAGCUAGCCAAGUUCCUGGAUACCAAGGAUACCACUGUGUUCGGCUACUUCAGCGACAUCGACUCCAAGUUGGCUAAGGUAUUCCUGAAGUUCGCCGACAAGAACCGCGAGAAGUACCGCUUCGGACACUCCAGCGAGCAGGAAGUCCUCGAGAAGCAGGGCGAAACCGACCAGAUUGUGCUGAUUCGUGCCCCUCAUUUGAGCAACAAGUUCGAGUCUUCUACUAUCAAGUUCGAGGGCAGCUCCGACUCCGAUUUGACCACCUUCGUCAAGGAGAACUUCCAUGGUCUAGUGGGUCAUCGCACUCAGGAUUCGGUCAAGGACUUCCAGAACCCCUUGAUCACCGCCUACUACAGCGUGGACUACCAGAAGAACCCCAAGGGAACCAACUACUGGCGCAACCGUGUUCUCAAGGUGGCCAAGGAGUUUGUGGGACAGAUCAACUUUGCGAUCGCCUCCAAGGAUGACUUCCAGCACGAGUUGAACGAGUACGGCUAUGAUUUCGUUGGCGACAAGCCCGUGGUCCUGGCUCGGGAUGUAAAGAAUCUCAAAUACGCCCUAAAGGACGAGUUCUCUGUGGAGAACCUGCAAGACUUUGUCGAGAAGCUGCUGGGCAAUGAGCUGGAGCCCUACAUUAAGAGCGAGGCCGUCCCAGAGUCGAACGACUCUCCCGUUAAGGUGGCCGUGGCCAAGAACUUUGACGAGCUGGUUAUCAACAACGGCAAAGACACGCUGAUCGAGUUCUAUGCCCCCUGGUGCGGUCACUGCAAGAAGCUGACUCCCAUCUAUGAGGAGCUGGCCGAUAAGCUGCAGGACGAGGAGGUUGCCAUCGUUAAGAUGGACGCCACCGCCAACGAUGUGCCGCCAGAGUUCAAUGUGCGCGGCUUCCCCACCCUGUUCUGGCUGCCCAAGGACGCCAAGAACAAGCCAGUGAGCUACAACGGAGGUCGCGAGGUCGAUGACUUCCUCAAGUACAUCGCCAAGGAGGCGACUACAGAACUGAAGGGCUUCGACCGCAGCGGCAAGCCCAAGAAGACCGAGCUCUAAGCUGCACGCCGGGUUCAACUGGCCGCCAACUAGCAUUUCCAUAUUUUUGUAAAAUCGAAUGCAUUCUCUACAAUACUUGAGCAAAAAUUGUAUUAAAUUAUUUGAUAGUGAUGAAACGCGUACGAACACAAAUUGAUGAUUAUGUCGCAAUAAACUUAAAUCUUCAUUAAAUAAGUAAAA